Messenger RNA from Lymnaea stagnalis (great pond snail), 5100 nucleotides. NCBI's taxonomy places the organism in Eukaryota, Metazoa, Mollusca, Gastropoda, Lymnaeidae. The record is from the annotation of a GenBank genome assembly.
UGUGAAGGAAAAACAGAAUUCUGACAGCUUAGAGUGGAUCCAGUCCCAUGUACAAUGUGAUGGAUUAGCAGAAGUGAGCCCCCCCAAUUAAAAAUUCAAUAAUAUGAAUCAUUAAGACACGGAAUAAAAUUUGAAUUUCUAAUUAUCAAUUAUGACAAUGCCUUAAAUAGUUGAAACAUCUCAAGAAUGAAAAAUAGAAACAGAGUUGAAGAAAAAAUAAUUAGUCAGUUAUAGAUUUUUAAAAAAUUAACUUUAUAAAUAUAAGCUUAAAAAAAGUUUUCUAAUGGUAAAAAUGUGUAAUUUACUUACAUAAAACUACAAGUAGUGGAGAAGCUAAUACAGAGAAUGGGGAUUUUUUUUAAACAAAAUUUUUGAAACAUGAAGAUAUCACUUAUAAAUGAAAGAAAGUUUUUUAAAUGACACCUAUUUAUCAAUUGAUGUUCACCUUUCAUUAUCUAGAUCUGAUACUGAUUACAGGAUUGCUACAUUCUUGAAAUUUUUUGUUUCAGAAUAUAAUAUUUAACUCCUUAACAAACUGUAUGGGACCACGUAGACUUUUAUUCCAUGGAAUUCUUUUCAAGGUGAUUUUCAAAUUUAGUGCAUUGUCAAAGCUGUGUAUUCUUAUUGUAAAAUAGUAUUGUGUAUUCUUAUUGUGUAUUCUUAUCCACAUUGUUUAAAAGAUUAAUUAAAUUCUCAUUAUAUUUGAAAGCUAUCAUUUCUAUGCUGGUUGUAUUUUAAUGCAUUAAAUUGAGGAAAAAUGUCCAUAACAGUAAGAAAUUUCCAUGCAUGGACAUGAAAACAAAAAAUGACUCUGUUUUUUCCAUUUUGUCUAGGCUAAAAGUAGUAAAGAACUAGUUGGCUUCCUUUUCAAUGACUUUCUUAUGUUGGCUCAAACAUCCCGACCUCUUGGCCCCAGUUUCAGCACAGUCCAUUUAUUCGAUACUAGUACCUCGUUUAAAAUGUACAGAUUGGUAAGUGGAUAUACCAGACUGAUAAACUAUUUGAAACCACAUCAUAUUUUUAUGAUUUUUUGUAUAGUUAAAUAUUCAGUACAUUUGUUCUAAUCAUUUUCAGUUAAAUUAAUAAAAAGUUAUUGUUUUACAGCCAAUAUUUUUAAAUGAAGUGACUGUUUCAAAGUCUGGAGAUGACGGAGAUCCUUUCAUUUUCCGCAUUACAAGUGACAGAAUUAUCAAUCUUAAAGCAGUUUCAGCUGUGGAAAGGUAGGUAUAUUAUUAUAACAAAUGUGCACUUUGUUUUAUAAAUAAAGUGUGUAAAGUAACUGUUAUAUAAAUAAUCAAGUGUGUAACCUAAAUGUGUUCCAUAAUAUUGUUUAUAUUUAACUCUCUGAAGUUAUGAAAAAUGCCUUCAGUUUGUUAAAUCAGAAAUAAGAGGGUGUGCUUGGUGAACAGGGAAGCAUGAAAGAAAAACAAGUUAUCUGGUCCACUUCCUGCAGCUCAGCAUCUCCUAGUUAAUCAAUAAACACAAAAACUAGAAAAGAAGUCAUCUUUGAAGUUGGAUUUAUUUCACAUGGGGCUUUUUUCCAGUGAUCUUAAUCUUGCAGAUGUUUUUUUAAGCAUGCUAUAUAUGAAUUUAUUGUUAUGUUUUUUAUCAAUAUUGAAUGAUUAUUUAAUUAAAAAAUAAUUUUGUUUGCUGAAAAGAUGUAUUUAUUCCAGGGAUACCUGGGUGAGAGAAAUCGAUAAUGCUUCCAAACAGUACAAAGAUAAGGCUAAGAGGAAACUUGAAAGAGCUCAUUCAGGUAAAAAUAUUAUUAUUUAUUUUGAUGAGAAAAUCUUCUUUUGAAAACAAAAACUUUGCUGUGAGGUUAUUAAUUAGUUGAAUUGAGAAAUCAGGCUUAUGUUUUUAAGGUCAAGUGUUUCCCUUGCUGAACCAGCUUAUAUUUACUAUCUGGACAAGAGAUUGAAAGCUGACUAUACAAAUAUAAACCCAACAUUCUGUGUUUAGUAACAGAUAGAAUAUAAAUAAUGGUAAUAACUGUACAUUUUUUCACAAUUCUGUUCAAUGAUCCAUAAUAUCAAUUAGUGGCUCAUGGUUUUUCAAUGGAAAAUUUAAAAAAUUCACCAUGGUUGUAUCUGAUAUGUUAUUCCUAAAUGCACAGUCUAUCAAUACUAUCAUUUCGCUUUAUAAGCUAUUGUAAAAUAAACCUUCAAGGGCAUGCUGAGGUGCUGAAAGUAUUCAUCAAGAAAAUCUUUUUAUUCCACCCUGUACCAGAAAGAUAUUUUUAGAAUAUCUUUAUCCAUCAAUGUGCAGAAAGUACCAUAUGGCUAUCAAAUUAAAAUAUAUUUAUAAAAAGAUUGUGUACCCCUUUAUUUCCUGUCUAAAUAAUCUUUAGUAUUACGAGCAAAGCCUGUGGGGAGACUGCUGGUAGUGGUUGAAGAAGGUGUUGGCCUAAGGCCAGCCCUUGAUGCUGGUAGGUUCAGAAGCCAUCUUUGUUCAACUAAGUUAAUGUUGGGUGUUGUCAUCUUGCACCUGCACUGAGCAUUUGUGUUUUUAGUUCAAAACAUCUGUUGCAUGGUGCACCAUUUUAAAUUCUAUUUUAGUUGAUCUGGUUGGUUUAUAAAGUAUGCUUUGGUUAAACAAAACCUGUAGGUGUAGAAAAAGUAUAGAAACAUUACUUUUUAUAUCAGUUUUAACAAAUGAAUUUAACAAAUAAACAAAAGUUCAAAACUUGGCAUGAUAGAAUAUGUACGAAAAUAAACAUUAACAAUGAGGUCAGGUUUUAAAACUUAAUUUAUUAUUUUAUUGACUGAAAACCUUUUCAAAGAAAUCUCUAAAAAUAUCUGCUAAAACUUGAGAAUAAAAUUGAAAUGAUGUAGCUGUCUGCAAAUCAUAACUUGCAUAUCAUUUUAAUUAAUACCUAAACCUUUUAGUAGUCAGCCAUUGCGCUUAGGAUGUGCACAUAAUGGACAAGCAAAAUUAAAAACUAUUACUGGCAUUGGAAAUCUAACAUUUUUCAAAUAAAAUAGACAAUUUUUCAGAAGCAUGAAAUGUAUUUUUUAUUAAAUUCUGGGCCCAGAGCACGGAAUUGAUUUUGGUAUAUUCAAGAUACUUUAUUUUCUUUUUGAAAUUAUGUAAUUUUUCUAUUGGUUUUAAUUAUAAUCUUUAUUUUUUUAUUUUGAUCUCUACUUGUUUUAUGAUUUUUUGCAUUGUUGCAUGCUGAUUCUGUUUUUAUUUUGCACUUUUCUGUUUUACUGCAUGAGGUGCUAUGCUGUUUGUUGUUUUUCUCUUGUUAGUGAAGAACCCAAAUGGUCGAAUACUAGUUGUGGUUCAGGAGGCUUGUCAUCUCAAAGCCUCUGACUCUAAUGGUAAGUUUUCUUAAAAUGUUCGAAAGAUGAAACAUAAAUGUGACAUCAUUCAAAGAAACCAAUAAAAGUUGAAUAUAUCAUUCCAUUUAUUUAUCAAGAUUUCAAAAAGAUGGAUGAAUAAAUUUAGUGGCUCAAUUCUGGAAUGCAAUUUAAACUAUCGCUGUGCAAAUUGUAUAAAGUAAUUAUUAAAUAUUUUGUGACAUUUCAAUUUGUUUGUUUUGAUUAAUGUACAUUGUGAUAUUAAAAGAUAAUUAUUUAUGAUUUUAUAAUUAUUAAUUUAAAAUAUUAUGUAGCCUAAACUCUUUUACAUUGCUAUUUAAAUAUGGUUUUGCUGCCUCAUUUAAAAUCAAUCUUUUCAUGCUAGCAAAAAGUGAUCACAUGAAAAUAAAUGCGAACCAUUCAGUUAAAAAAAUUAAAUUUAUACUUGUUAAUAUCAAAUAUUACUUACAAUGAAAAAUUAUAAUAUAAAUUUUUAAAAUAUUAUUUUUAAAGUUUGAUUGAAAUAAGACAUCGUUCAUAAGGUAAUCUGUCAAUUUAAAAGGAUAUGAUUAAAAUGCAUGUAUCUACUUUAGAACUAUUCAUAAUUAACAUAUUGACUUUUUCCAUGGUACAUAAGGUAUGUGAUUUUUGUUAACUAUUGUUAACAAUUUCAGGAAAGAGUGAUCCCUACUGUGAGGUAAGCAUGGGCUCACAGGAACACAGGACCAAAGUCAUACCUGGAACACUCAACCCUCGUUGGAAUGCUUCUAUGCAGUUUCAGAUACGAGAUGUGGACAGGGACACUCUCUGUUUCACUGUCUAUGACAGAGAUUUGUACUCUCCCAAUGGUAGAUUUUAAGAAAUUUCCUAGACUCAAUAGCAAAUGUUAACUAUAAAAAUUUUUUAAGCAAUAUCAAAGUUCUGUGUAUCUGUAUCUGAGAGAUAAAUAGAUUUUAAUUAAUUUUUUAAUUGUAUCGCAUCUCCCUCCAACAGACUUUUUAGGCCGCACAGAGGUCAGAAUCAAAGAUGUUCUUCAGAGUGGAGAGAGACGGGGCCCAAUCACAAAGAGGCUUAUACUUCAUGAGGUUGAAACAGGAGAGAUUAUUGUUAAAUUAGAUCUGCAGCUCUACGAAUCCUAACGACUGCUUAUAUCUUUGUCUAACAGAAAAAUUGUUACUCUACUCCAUUUUUAUGAAAAUUAUUGAAGUCAUUCCAAAAAUUAUGUCUUGUAAAUUCAUUGUAAAUCAUAGCUACGCGAUUUGUAUCUUGUUCACACAUAGGUCAUAGCAAGUGUGUCUUGUUUUCUUUUGAUAGUUUUAUGUGAAAUCACGGCCAAAAUGGAUAAAUUGUUACUGAAGAACCAACCCUAAAGCCCUCUUUUCAAAAGCAUUUUAACUGUUGGUUGGGCUGGAAUACAUGAAUGGAAUUACUGCACCCAAUUUUAAUUACAUGUUCUAACUAGAUUGAAUGUUAUUGAUAAUAAACAGUCAUAUAAUUAUUUCAUUAUAGAAAUUUGAAAAGGUUUUGCACUAUUUAAAAAAACUGUUUCUUUUUUAAAAUUCAUAUUCCUUACAAUGAGAUAGCAAGAAUGUGAAAAGCUCUUUAAACACAACUGUACAACAAAACAACCCUUCAAGCAAAGAUAUUAAGCAAUAUUGAAUAGUGCUGCCUGCUUUUAACAAUUUCAAAUAAGACUAUGUCACUGAAAUAUCUCACUAUGGUUCUGUAUUAAUCCACCUGGUACUAAGAAAUUAUUUUAAGCUUAAAUGUUAACUUUAUAUAACUACUUCAGUUUCUG